Messenger RNA from Lobosporangium transversale, 252 nucleotides. RefSeq names its product ankyrin repeat-containing domain protein. The annotation marks the transcript as partial. Gene Ontology annotation, molecular function: protein binding; fatty-acyl-CoA binding. The record is from RefSeq and is a predicted model, not a curated record. NCBI's taxonomy places the organism in Eukaryota, Fungi, Mortierellomycota, Mortierellomycetes, Mortierellales, Mortierellaceae. The transcript is spliced from 2 exons.
UCUUCCUGUUUCAUAUUUACAGGCGACGGUGACCUUGCAAGUGUCAAAAAGUAUAUCGAAGAGGACGGUAUUUCUAUCGACACUCAGGAUGAGAAUGGAUAUUCGGCACUUCAUGCCGCAGCAUCAUAUGGACACAAGGAAUUGAUUAAGUAUUUACUGGGGAAAGGUGCCAACGUCAACAUUCAGGAUCCAGAUGGCGAUUCUCCUCUUUUCGUCUGUGAGACAGUUGAGAUUGCCAAGAUCCUGAUCGAC